Messenger RNA from Trichechus manatus latirostris (Florida manatee), 2685 nucleotides. It is a transcript of the gene CCDC138, whose product is annotated as coiled-coil domain containing 138. NCBI's taxonomy places the organism in Eukaryota, Metazoa, Chordata, Mammalia, Sirenia, Trichechidae. The record is from RefSeq and is a predicted model, not a curated record. The coding region runs from base 43 to 2049 and encodes 668 amino acids. The transcript has 15 exons.
UAAACGCGGUGACUGUGGAGACAACGGUGACCGCAGAGCGUAAUGGAACCUAGGGUGGUUAAGCCCCCUGGUCAGGAUCUCGCAGUGGAGCGUCUCAAAAGCCUCUACGGACUGGGGGGCAGCUGCCCUGAAGAGUAUGAUUUUUCAAAUUUUGACCAGGCUAAAUGUAAGAGGAGAUCUCUAACCUACCCAGAUGAUUUGAAUACCUACUCAUCUGGAGAUAAAGUUGGUUCAUCAUUAAGAUUUUAUUCUGAUGAAGGAAAGCAUCGCACAUCACCUCUUUGCAGUUCAUUCAAGCACUUAAAUAUGAAUUGCCUAGGUGAUGAACUGGAUUCUUUUCAUGAUCUGAAGCAACGGGAAACAGAGGAGUUAAUUAAGAGUGAACAUAGACUUAGUGCCUCCAAAAUACCCAAGCAAUCUUUUAAAGAAAUAGAUAAAGCAGCUACCCAACCAACGAAUUUGACCUUUAAUUCAAGAUCUUGGAGUGAAUGGUGUAGUGAUACAACUGAUUCUCCUUUGAAACGUGUCAAGCAUCUAACAUCUAAAACAUCAAACAAACAGAGUUUACUUCCACAUCAUAUCAAUCAGAUAUAUGAUGAAUUAUUUCAAAUACAUCAGAAGCUGCAGUGUGAAACGGCAGCGCAACAGCAAUUUGCUGAAGAACUUCAAAAGCGAGAACGUUUUUUAGCUGAACGAGAACAACUGCUUUUCAGACAUGAAACUGCCUUGAGUAAAAUUAAAGGUGUUGAAGAAGAGGUUCUUACAAGGUUUCAAAUUAUAAAGGAGCAACAUGAAGCAGAAGUUGAACACUUAACCGAAGUUCUUAAGGAAAGGACUAAAGAAAGCAAGAGGUUGAGGUCAUCUUUUGAUGCAUUGAAAGAAUUGAAUGAUAGCUUAAAGAAACAGUUAAAUGAAGUAAGUGAAGAAAACAGGAAGAUGGAGAUUCAGGCUAAAAGAGUUCAAGCUCGUUUAGAUAAUUUACAGAGGAAGUAUGAGUUUAUGACAAUACAGAGAUUGAAAGGAAAUUCCCACUCUGCUCAUGAAAUGAAAAGUUUAAAACAAGAAAAAAUACCAAUUUCGAAAACUUGUAAGGUGCCACUUAAUGCACAAGUUUACGAGCUUUUAGCUAUGUUCAUGGACUGGAUUUCAGACCACCACCUUAGUAAACUGAAAAAUGAAGAAUUUGGAAUGGAGGCUGAAAAGCCGCUAAUCAAACAUGCUUCUCAGAGAAAUGAUAUUCAGGAGAAGUGUGUAAAGCUGUUGCCUGUGAUUGCUGAGCAGCUACAGUGGAUGCCAUUUGUGAAUGCCAAACAUCACGAGCCUUUUGUCAAGUUUAUAUAUUGGUCACUAAGGCAGCUAGAUGCUGGAACACAGCAUUCAACUCUGACAUCGACAUUGAGAAGAUUGGGUGAAGACAUAUUCAAAGGAAUAGUAACUAAAGGAAUUCAGGAUAAUUCUUUAGAGCAUUCUGGGGAGAAUAAACCAAAGACAGCUGCUUUUUUUAAGAGCCCCAAUUUACCACUGAGAUUUUUAUCAACCUUAAUUGUUCUUAAAACAGUAACUCAAGCUGAUUACCUGGCCCAGGCAUUUGAUUCUCUUUGCUUGGACUUGAAGACAGAUGAAGGGAAAACCUUGUUUUUGGACUUUCAAGCUGUUCCAGUAAUAUUAGGUCAUCUAAGAAUAUCCAGUAAAGGACUCCUAUCCAAUGUCAUUGAUAGUUUGCUUCAGAUGACAGUGGAAUCUAAAUCCUUGCAGCCUUUUCUGGAAGCCUGUAGCAACACUUUAUUUUUCCGUACCUGCUCCGUGCUCCUUCGGACCCCUAAGCUUGAUCUUCAAAUACUAGAAAAGCUCAGUAUUAUUUUACAGAAACUUUCCAAAAUCAAGAGUAAUAAGAAGCUGUUUGAACUCUUUACGAUUCAUCUGAUGCUGCAAGAAAUACAAAGGACAACACAUCCAGAGCAUGCCUUUCUCUGUAUUAACCUAAAUUCAACUCUGUUCAAUUUGGGUUUAACAAAAUGCAACUCCCUGGUCUCCAAUGCAAGCCAUUAGACUGGCUUGUUAUUAUAUGUAUAUAUAUAUACACACACAUAUAUAUAUGUUGCUUAUUUUUAAAACUGUAAAAAUCACCAAAGUAACUAAAAUUUUACCAAGUAAAGUUAUCAGUAGCAUCAUUUAUCAUGAAAGAUAAAUAGAAGGUUUUUUCUUUUGAAACUUUUAAAAUGAAAUCUGUAGCAGCUGUAGAAUGUUUAGAAUGUUUCCAUUUAACUAAGGCAGUGCUGAUGUACAAGACAGCAUUUCCAGAAUUAAUGACAUUAAUGACACUGGGGUAACUUUUUGUAUAAGUAUUUUAGGAAAAUUUUCGUUUUAAAUUAUGUAAUUAUUUGGAAUAAAAUUGGUGCUUAUGUGGGAACAGGGUUAGAUCAUGUUAUCAUUCUGUUGUCUUAAUAUAUUAGAAUCCUCCUUUUAGAAGUAAAAGGUAUGUAUUAACUAUUUUGCUAUCACAACUUCCCUAUAUAUCCUAGAUUCCCAAAUGUUGAUUUUUUUAAAAAAAUUAUGCUAUUUAUAGGGUACUUUAGGGAAAAAUUAAACAUUUUUUUCUACUUUUAUUUUUUCAAAAUAAUCUUUAUUGCAGUCUUUAUUGUAUAAUGUCAGUGAAAACUUGCAUGUUGCUAUAAUAUCAGUGGA